Menidia menidia (Atlantic silverside) is the source of this 306-nucleotide messenger RNA. The record is from the annotation of a GenBank genome assembly. Lineage: Eukaryota; Metazoa; Chordata; Actinopteri; Atheriniformes; Atherinopsidae.
AUGCAAGAGUUAAUAUUCUCCAACGAAAAAGCUGACUCGUACAGGUUAAGCAUUCAAAGAAACAUCGGCAUCAUGUCAAAAGAUGUUGACCGAAACCAGGUUUUACAAAACAUUCGAGUGCGGCAUACACUGAAGAGGGAUGGCAGUUGGAUCCACAAAUCAAAGGAUGUCAAAAACGUCCAUGAAGUGGAGAGCCAACCUGCCCUAUCGAAACAGAAGUCCUACGUCUUGCUCACAGCCAGGAGAUUCGGGUGUGCCGACAAACUGAGCUCUCUGCUGGGGGAGCCUGACACAACAUCCGCGUGA